Messenger RNA from Paraglomus brasilianum, 2115 nucleotides. The record is from the annotation of a GenBank genome assembly. Lineage: Eukaryota; Fungi; Glomeromycota; Glomeromycetes; Paraglomerales; Paraglomeraceae.
AUGCCUCACUCCCCUAGCGAUGUAACCUUUUUGACGCGGGCAGUCUUGAUAGUAUGGACCUAUUUUUGGUUUCUUCAACAUGCCUGGAGAGUCGACCGCUUCCAAGCAUUACGUUGGCAUCGUAUAAAGAAGUAUGAACUGAAAACCGCCAUAACCAUUCUUCUGUUAAUAAUGGCCCCACUGCAAGUUUUCUCCGAUAUAAUCGGAACACUCAUAAAAUACCAAGAGGGCUUCAUAACCUUUCCUAACGGACAAGUAAUAACAAAGCCGUACGUUCUCUGGACACCAGCUCACAAAAACCUGUCAGUACCUUCAGACUACGUGCUUUGUAUGAGUUUCAGUGUCCAAGUUGGACUUUUAUUCCUUUUACAAUCAUUUUGGAAUUACCUUGCGAACAAUGUAGCAAAAGCGUCUUUCAUGGGGAGCUUCGAAUUCAAAUCCUAUAUCAUAUUCUCUGUAUUCAGCGCGGCUGUCUUUCCAACACUAAAAUUCACCUUUCGUCAUAAUGAAUUGAAUUCCGAUAUCGCCCCUCAGCUAGCUUAUGGUGUAUUCAUGUUUAUAAUAGCUCUCUUAGGGGUCCGCUCGAAUAAGCGAUUUGCUACGCUUCUCCGUAAAACAGGACAAACAACUCGACCGAACGUAGUGGCAAAGUUGGAAUAUUUCAGAGACAUGAACUUGUAUUUGUCAAUGGGAUUGGUAAUUGGAUCAGUCUCAUUAGUGCUAUUGUGUGUUGAUGGAUUGACAACGACCCAGUGGCUAAACAAGAGAAAAUUCGCGGCGGAUCUGUUAAUGACUCAUGUCAGCAUUGCCAUGUGGAUAGUAUUCUUGACGUUAAUUUUAAUAUUUUAUCCGUCGGGAAGUUCAGCUAGCGAUUCAGCUACUAUAAAAAGCACCCUGUCCAACAGAUCAGCCGCAAACGAAAUACACACACAAGCAUCCGCAAAACCACAAACCCGUACACAUACAUACGACAAACUACCAAAUACUCCAGAAUCAUCCCAACAAUCGAGUUACGUUAUUGAAAUGUCGGAAGACAAUAGCGGUAUCUUUCCUCCACCUCCGCUUCUCUCACGUCCACCACGAUCUUAUUCAGUCGACGAUACGCCAUCCCAGUCACAAUCAACUUUGAUACCAACACCGCCACCGUUCUCUCCAACCCCAACUCUCUCACCAAAGUCUGCUACGUCACCACGAUUAUCACUAUAUUCACCGACACCUGUGAGACAAGGACCAUCUGUCAAAAUGUUGGAAGGGUUGAAAUAUCCGUCGCUACCAACAUCGAGAAAUAACAGUUCUGAUAAUGUUGGGAGGAUGAACCAGAUGAAUGUGGACGAGGCAGAGAGUGGAGAACCUCAUGCAUACGUUAUUAGAGAUGUCCACAAAAGGCAGCCACUAACGCAAGAACAACCGCAGCAGGAGGCCUAUCCUUUGUCGCCCACCCGUAAAUUAACCCCAUCUCUUGGAGCCGGAAUGCCCGUCAACCACAGACGAGCGGAGAGCGAUGCAGUAACGGGAGAUUUUCAUGACGGCAUGGGAAAGCGAGCGAGAAGGGCGAGUUUGAUGCGAAGUGGGAGUUCACCCAGUCUGUUUCUACUGAAUUCGUCGCCCGUGUUACAAUCACCGACUACUCCGUUAUCACCAACAAGCGACAUGAUGCCGACAUCGCCUACAAAUUUUACAAUGGAUUAUAAACACGGAGCAUCUAAAAGAUGGACAAAAUGGGAUUCUAACAGGCCGAGUGUGCCGAAAGCAUAUGCAGACACGCAAAGCUCGGUAUACGAGGCUUCCGCCAGAUCGCCAGGAUCUCCACGAUCUCCACGAUCGGCUACACCGUAUUCUCCUAGAACGGUCACGUCUCCCACAUCUCCUAAUCAACAACAUUCGUAUCAGCGAUCGAUUCCUUCAAACCAUUCGCCUCUAGUGCCUCGACGAACUUCCAAAGUGGAUGAUGUUGAAAUGGUGGCGUUUAGGUCGAGGAGAAUGUCAGCGACUAGUGGGAAGAAGCAAGUGAGGACAGAGAGCGGUGGAUACGAGGUGCAAAAGGGAUUAGAUUCACCGACGAUAAGAUUUUCUAGUUUUAAUGAUUCGCGUGAGAGUAUUACUCAUGCAUUGUAG